CGGUUUUCAUAGAGUAAAAACAUUCUGAUAAUUUUACUCCCUUUGAAUCAGACAGUUAUCUUUUCUAAAAAUUCAAAUAACAAUGUUGGUCCUUGUACUUGGUGAUUUACAUAUACCACACAGAUGCAAUUCACUGCCCGCCCGGUUUAAAAAACUGUUAGUACCUGGCAAAAUACAGCACAUCCUUUGCACUGGAAACCUGUGUACAAAAGAGUCGUUUGAUUAUUUGAAGACACUUGCAAGUGAUGUCCAUGUUGUGCGGGGUGAUUUUGAUGAGAACAUGAACUAUCCAGAACAAAAAGUAGUCACAGUGGGACAGUUUCGGAUAGGUCUCUGUCACGGUCAUCAAGUUGUACCCUGGGGGGAUAUUGAGAGCCUGGCUAUGGUCCAGCGACAGCUGGAUGUUGAUAUUUUGAUCUCUGGCCAGACACACAAGUUUCAGGCCUUAGAGCAUGAGGGGAAAUUCUUUCUCAACCCUGGAUCAGCUACAGGGUCUUACUAUGCUUUAGAUAGUAAUGUUAUUCCUUCAUUUGUCAUCUUGGAUAUCCAACAGUCAACAGUUGUCUCAUACAUCUACAAACUUAUUGAUGACGAGGUCAAAGUUGAAAGGAUAGAAUACCGCAAAUCCUAAACAAACAUUUUUUAAAUGUGCUGACUUUUCUGUAUGGACCAUUGAAGAGAAACAAAAAUUAAAUAAAACAAGAAGUUUUGUGAAGAAAAGAUGUCUUGUGUACCUCCAUUCUGGGGCCUCUGCACCAGUGUUGCAGCACUGAGUUCUCCAUCUUGGUCAUUAUAUUACCUGCUCUUUGUUUUUCAUCAUACUGUGUUACAUUUUUACCUUAUGAUAUAUAAGAGUUAUGGAUGAAACUGUGUGUGUUUCUGAAACUUUCUGAGCAAUUGAAUAAUAAAAACUAAGUUUGAUGCACUCAUUUUUGCUUACAUGUUUUAGACGCUGCAUUGGUUUUUAGAAGCAUAUUAAUAUUAAACUUAACAGUAUGUGUUUCAUCAAGGUGCAAUGUAUUUUAAAAGAAAUGAAUGAAUGUUAGAUAAUUUAAAUGAUAUUUACCUUUCCUUUAAUUGUUUUCAUUAUCUCCCCAUAAUGUUUUCUUUAUUAUGAAAAUAGUUUUUGCACAUAACUAGGUAAGUGGAAAUCCUAAAAAAAAAAAACAAUCAUUCAAAUUUAUAUUUUAUUAGUAAGACCAUUUGGAGCAAAAAAAAAAUUUUUUUUUAAUAGUGAAUGUCCUUUAAAAAUCACUUGAUAUUUAUUAUUAUGAUUUACUAUUAUUAUUUGAAAUUAUAGUGAAUGUCCUUUAAAAAUCACUUGAUAAUUGAUAUUUAUUAUGAUGAUUUACAAAUAUAAUUUGAAGUUAUAUUUAGACAUUUAGCCCUCGCUUAAAAUAUAUUUCUUUGUAAUAUCUUUAACUUUAAACUAUUUAUGAGGAAAAAUAGCUCCUCGGAAAAAACUUUUUGUUUUACAUUUGAACAAUUGCUUAAAAAAGGUACUUUUGAUUUUGGCUGAGCCUCUUAUUUUAAAAUUGUGUGAUUGACUGUUUUAAUUGAUUGAAUGUUAUUCUGACUGGGAGACAACUGCAGGCAUUUUUUCUUCUUUAUAUUUUGAUGAGGGGUAAAAUCAAGUACAUUGUGAUGUGUAUGUAUUCCACUGUCUGAUGCUAAUGAUAUUUUGAUUCCAGUCAAUCUUUUGCUUUAAUAGUCAUUUAAUAUUAUACAUGUCAUGUUGUCUAAGUAAAGAUACUAAUAAAUUAGCUGGUGUUUGUGAAUCAAAUAUUGUUUAUUUAUAUUAUCUGUAUUUUGUACAGUAGGCCUACUCAUAAAAUUUAAUUUCCAUUUCCUUCUGAUUUCUCAAGAGGUUAUUAAGAAUGGGAUUGUCUUUAAUGUUAUGUAGAAGUAUUUUGUCCAGUUGAAUAUUUAGCCAUAAUAACUAAAAUGGUUUCAGUAUUUCUGAACAUCUGGACAAAGAGAGAACAGAAUUUGUGAAUGUGUAAUUUUGAAGAUUUUAUUUAAUAGAUGAUUGUUUUAAAUUUUAUUUUUUCAGCAAAUCUUUUUUUGUACUUGAAGCCCAUAGACCCAGAAUUAGUGCACCAAUAUUGUCAUGUUUAAACAUUAAAAUAUUUUGUUGAUUG
Physella acuta is the source of this 2141-nucleotide messenger RNA. Its product is annotated as vacuolar protein sorting-associated protein 29. Gene Ontology annotation, biological process: retrograde transport, endosome to Golgi. Gene Ontology annotation, cellular component: retromer complex. The record is from RefSeq and is a predicted model, not a curated record. NCBI's taxonomy places the organism in Eukaryota, Metazoa, Mollusca, Gastropoda, Physidae.